CUUCCUCCACAACAUCUCUUCCCUCAUCCCACAAUAUAAAGGCAAGCUAAACCCUAGCUUAUAAUUAACCCUAAGCUCAAAUAUUUUAUUCAUCUCUCUCUCUCUCUCUCUUUCUCUCUCUCUCUCUCAUGGAGUGCCCUAAUUUUCUCUCCUUCAUCGCAAUCAUUGCUUUCCUUCUCUUCAACAAUGAGAUUGUGUCAUCUAAAGAAAUCGAAGAGUAUAACUAUCAGAUUGGCAGCAAAUACGGACCUGAUCAUUGGGGAGAUAUUCGUAAAGAUUGGGCGACAUGCAAGAAAGGAAACCUGCAAUCUCCAAUCGAUCUGAAUGACAAAAGAGUAGAAUAUGUUCAUUUGUUAGGUGAUCUCAAAAGAAGCUAUCGUCCUGCAAAUGCUCUCAUCAAGAAUCGAGGUCAUGAUAUAAUGGUGAAGUGGGAAGAUGAUGCAGGAGGGCUUUGGAUCAAUGGAACUCAGUUUUCUCUCCUGCAAGUGCACUGGCACACACCCUCUGAGCACAAAUUUAAUAAUCACAAGUGAGUUACUGUGCAUUAGUUUAUUAACUUU
Messenger RNA from Dendrobium catenatum, 560 nucleotides. RefSeq names its product alpha carbonic anhydrase 7-like. Gene Ontology annotation, molecular function: carbonate dehydratase activity; zinc ion binding. NCBI's taxonomy places the organism in Eukaryota, Viridiplantae, Streptophyta, Magnoliopsida, Asparagales, Orchidaceae. The record is from RefSeq and is a predicted model, not a curated record. Bases 129 to 533 code for a protein of 134 amino acids. The transcript has 3 exons.